AUGGCUCGGCCACCCGUGACUCUCAACUUUCAGUCCGAUAAAAUCAAUGACGGCGAAAUGUCCGCUUCUACAGCCAAAGCUUCACCUUCGGUUUAUCCCCCUCCUAUCAAUACCAACACCCCGCCCAGGUCUACGCUAGACAACAGCAUUCCACCCAGGCCUCGCCCGUAUGUAUUUUCGGGAUCUACCCUACUCGACAUCCCAAGUAGGCUCGCCAGGCCUCCGAGCGUUAAAAGUGUUGGGAAGCAAUGGACAAGUCAGUACAAGUCUCGCAAGUUUGCUUUGGUUUUUCAGCCCCUCCCUCCUCUUCCCCUCCCAUUUCAUUUACUUUCUUAUUUUGCCGACUUGGUUCCCGAAAUGUCUGUCAGCCUUGAUGAAAUUUUGGCGAUGCGGCAUCUCUCACCCUUGAGUCUCAAGGAUUUCGAACAGUACCUCUUGUUCGAGGAGUAUGGAGCAGAGAACCUAUAUUUCCUUCUCUGGCUCAACGACUAUGCUGCACUUUAUCACGCUGGUAACUCUCCGCUUCGCCUCUAUCACUCGCUGGUUCGUGCCAAGGCAACAUUCUUCUCAUCCGACUCCCAGUACGAGCUCAACCUUGCCGCUGAGACCCCAGCACCUCCACACCCCGACGCCUUUGCCGCCAUCCGAACGGAUGUCGAGGUCAUGCUUCGUACCUCGGCUCGCCGUUUUGUCAAGUCCCGCAGCCGCAAUGCGGGCACCCAACGCGUGCUUUGUGUGAUCUUUGGGGGAUUGUUGACCAUGGCGAUCGCGCUUGCGCCUUUGAUGGUUAGUCACUUCUCUGAACGAAACCGGUACAUUCGAUUCGGGAUGAUUCCUCCACUCUGGCUCGGCCUUACUGUAUUCUUGUGCUCUGCCAACGGUGUUUGUCUAAUUCUGUAUUUGAUGGGCGGCUCUCGCCAACUGCACCCUUUCGAAUUGGUACGACCAGCUAUCUCUGCCCCGGUCCCCCGCGAGCCACAAUCCCCCUAUCAAGCAUCAUUCACGACCAUCGACACCUCACACGACGUCAAGGGCCAACCCCUCGGUUCGAGUUUUGUCCAGUACCCGAAUGCUGUGCACUCUCCUCAACAAGCUCGCGCUCACGUUGAUCUCAGCUCCCGCCCGGAUGUUUACGUUCUUCCACGCAUCCGCCCAGGAACCCCGAUUAUGGAAUCGGCGUUCGAGUUCGAGACUGCGGGCUUUAUUCCCUCUCAGGACGAUGACGACACUGCGACUAUGAGCGAUCAUGCGAGCACCUACGUAGAGUCGACUAUCGCCCCGUCGGCCUCUGCUCAGACCGCUGGUGCCCGAUCGAGCGUCACCAAGUUCAACUUUGAUUUCGACGCACUUCCUUCCAAGACUUUGAACUCUACUUCUGGCCCUCCUACCCUCGAAGCUGCUCGCGGAAACGGGAUCAAGAGAAUGUUGACCAAGGUAGCUGGUCCUGUCACUCGCGUUAGCAGUCCGGUGAUUAGUAGGGCUCAAUGGGAGGUUGUUAUUCGUUCCAUGGUGGUUGCAGCCCUGUUUGCCUUGAUCGUCUCAGGCAUCCUCGUCGCCGUGCCUAUUUAA
Molecule: messenger RNA, 1569 nt
Organism: Rhizoctonia solani
Lineage: Eukaryota; Fungi; Basidiomycota; Agaricomycetes; Cantharellales; Ceratobasidiaceae
Product: regulator of G protein signaling domain protein
Exons: 5
Coding region: 1-1569 (522 amino acids)
Source: RefSeq, a predicted model, not a curated record